This is a messenger RNA of Yamadazyma jaroonii, 339 nucleotides long. Lineage: Eukaryota; Fungi; Ascomycota; Pichiomycetes; Serinales; Debaryomycetaceae. The record is from the annotation of a GenBank genome assembly.
AUGGGAGCCAGUUGUAAAGAUCAAAAAAAGGCUCUUGCUGUGUGUCUCCAAAGAUCACCUUGUGUGUUAAUAGAGAGAAAUACUCCAAAAGAUUGCUUAACCAAACCAGAACUAAAGAAAGACUUACCUGCUUUGUGUGUAGCCAAUUUCAUGGCUUAUAUGGAAUGUAAGAAUGGAUUCUUUGAUAUGUCAAAAAGAAUGAAAGGUAAUGCACCUUUAUCAACAGGUAAAUAUGAUCAGAUAUACGAAAACUUGUCAACCGGUAAUUUUGAUCCUCACGAAGAGAUGAAGAAAUUAGAGAUGUUGAACAGGAAUUUAUCUGACAGUGUAAAUAGAUGA